Patiria miniata (bat star) is the source of this 1308-nucleotide messenger RNA. RefSeq lists its product as uncharacterized. The transcript has a single exon. The record is from RefSeq and is a predicted model, not a curated record. Gene Ontology annotation, cellular component: cytosol. Bases 1 to 1308 code for a protein of 435 amino acids. Gene Ontology annotation, biological process: deoxyribonucleotide biosynthetic process. Lineage: Eukaryota; Metazoa; Echinodermata; Asteroidea; Valvatida; Asterinidae. Gene Ontology annotation, molecular function: ribonucleoside-diphosphate reductase activity, thioredoxin disulfide as acceptor.
AUGGAUCUCAACCAAACCCAGUUGUACGUCAGAGCGAAAAUCACCAAAGCGGACGGCUCCAACCUGACAGACGCCGACCACGUGGGUCCCGUCAACUUACUUCUACAGUCCCUAUUCAGCCAGAUUGAUGUGAGUCUGAACGAACGUCUGAUCUCCCCCUCCACACCUACCUACCCCUAUCGCGCCAUAAUCGAAACACUGCUCAGCUACGGCAGCGAUGCUCAAAUCUCUCAGCUGACUGCCGCUUUGUUCUAUAAAGACACCGCCGGCAAAAUGGACAGCGCAAACCCUACAGCGGCAGACGAUGCGGUCAACCAUGGGCUGAAGAAGAGAUACCAGUUUACAAAGGGAAGCAGCGAGGUGGACAUGAUCGGCCCGAUUCACAGCGACAUUUUCUUUCAAGACAAUCACAUGCUGAAUGGCGUGGACUUGAAAUUGAAACUGAUUCGCAGCAGCAACGCGUUCUGUCUCAUGGCCGCUGGGGGAAACCCCACCUACAAAGUGGUCAUCCUAAACGCGUCCGUUUUUGUCAGGAAAGUCAAAGUCAGUUCGGGCGUUAUGCUGGGAUACAUGAAAGCUCUGGAGAAAGGCACCGCCAAAUACCCCAUCAAACGCAAUCUGUGCAAGAUGGUGUCUGUGCCCCGCGGUAAUCUAACCCUCACGCAGGACCACGUGUUUCUGGGUCAACUUCCAAACCGUAUCGUAGUUGGAUGUGUGACCAACGAAGCAUUUAACGGACGGUAUGGGAAAAACCCCUUUAAUUUCCAACACAUGAAUAUCAACUUUUUGACAGUUCACUUGGACGGGGAACAAAUUCCCUAUUCACCUCUGAAACCGAAAUUUAAAGAACCGGGUAAGAAUUACAUCAGAGCCUACCAGACCCUCUUCUCCGGUGCGGAUAAAAUGUACCAAGACGAAGGCGUCGCCAUCACUCGUGACGACUAUCCCGCGGGGUACGCACUGUUUGCGUUUGAUCUGAGCCCCAACCUAUCUGUGGGAGGACACUUCAAUCUCGUGAGGCGUGGCAACCUGAGACUGGACGUCCACUUUGCCAAUCCACUGGAGGCAACCAUCAACGUCAUCAUCUACGCCGAGUUCAACAACAUCAUAGAAAUUGACCAGGUUUUACCAAGCAUUACUUCAGAGGCGUUUUUGCCUGCGAUCAGCUGCCUAAGCACUACGUGCCCCGACCGAGCGCCCUCAUUUUUAAUACGGACCCAUCCACGAAACCCGGUCAGCACUGGGUGGCCAUUUACAUCACGCGGGAUGGGGAGGGAGAGUAUUUCGAUUCCUACGGACAACCGAUGA